This is a messenger RNA of Fundulus heteroclitus (mummichog), 978 nucleotides long. RefSeq names its product rho-related GTP-binding protein RhoE. Lineage: Eukaryota; Metazoa; Chordata; Actinopteri; Cyprinodontiformes; Fundulidae. Gene Ontology annotation, molecular function: GTP binding; GTPase activity. The record is from RefSeq and is a predicted model, not a curated record. Gene Ontology annotation, biological process: small GTPase-mediated signal transduction.
GAUCUCCGUACUACGACAACGUGAGGCCCCUUUCCUACCCAGACUCGGACGCUGUCCUCAUCUGUUUCGACAUCAGCCGUCCAGAAACCCUCGAUAGCGUAUUAAAAAAGUGGAAAGGGGAGAUCCAGGAGUUUUGUCCCAACACGAAGAUGCUGUUGGUCGGCUGCAAGUCGGACCUGCGCACCGACCUGAGCACGCUUGUAGAGCUGUCCAACCAUCGACAAACCCCAGUCUCCUAUGACCAGGGCUCCAACAUGGCCAAGCAGAUCUCGGCGCCUUACAUCGAGUGCUCGGCCCAGCAGUCGGAAAACAGCGUCAGGGACAUUUUCCACGUAGCCACGUUGGCCUGCAUUAACAAGAACAGCAAAAAUGUCAAGCGAAGCAAGGCGGCGCGUCCCAACAAGAGGAUUUCACACAUGCCCAGCCGGCCUGACCUGGCGGCCGUCUCCACGGAUCUCCGGAAGGACAAAGCCAAAAGCUGCUCGGUCAUGUGACUCGUCAGACUUAAGUGGGGGGGUAUCAGACUAAAGAGAAUGAGGACGCCGCAUAGUGCAAGCAGGGAGCUUAGGGGCAAAGCCCUGUCCUGCAUGCUAAAAUAACCCUCGUUUGUCUGGAAAAGGGGUUUUUAUAAGCUUCAAUUAAUGUGUUACUGGAAUAUUCUGCACCAAUGAGAACUCGUUGAGCGAUUGCGUCACAGUUGAGGUGUGUGUGUGUGUGUGUGUCCCCCCCCCCUCACUACAGCCAGUCCCACCAGAGGAGGAAGCUAUCAGUCAGCUGGCUAUCAGUUUAGGGAGGAGCCAGCUUCCUCUGAGGACGAAGCGGAUGUAGUCGAGGCGUUUCUCACCAACAGGAAAUGAGCAGGAGGAGUGAUGUCAUUAAAAGAUCGCAGAGGGUUUUAGAACAUGCAGUCUUUUUAAAUGAGAGCCAAAGCCAGCUAUGGCAGGGGGCUGUGGCCUAUGAAAGUUUAAAAAAAAAAAA